Messenger RNA from Ruditapes philippinarum (Manila clam), 1220 nucleotides. RefSeq names its product galactose mutarotase-like. The coding region runs from base 109 to 1143 and encodes 344 amino acids. The record is from RefSeq and is a predicted model, not a curated record. Gene Ontology annotation, molecular function: carbohydrate binding; aldose 1-epimerase activity. The transcript is spliced from 8 exons. Gene Ontology annotation, biological process: beta-D-galactose catabolic process via UDP-galactose, Leloir pathway; glucose metabolic process. Lineage: Eukaryota; Metazoa; Mollusca; Bivalvia; Venerida; Veneridae.
UAUCUCACCUAUAACAUUGACUGCUUAAAUAAUACAUUGUCUGUGUGCGUUAAAUUCAUUUUUAAAUAUUAACUAAAUCGCGAUAUCUUACCCAUUGGUGCAGCAAGUAUGCCAAUUUCCAAGGAAUUUUACGAUAAGACGAGCGAUGGACACUACAUUUCAAUUUAUAGUCUUACAAAUGGUAGUAUGAAAGUGAAGAUCAUUGAUUAUGGCGGAAUCAUCACAAACAUCUUUGUUCCUGACAAGGAUGGUAAAAUGGAGGAUAUAGCUCUCGGUUUUGACACGUACAAGGAUGGUUAUGAUACAAGAAAUCGUUAUUUUGGAGCUCUGGUCGGUCGCUAUGCCAACCGUAUUGCCAAAGGACAGUUUACUUUAGACGGAGUUACACAUCAGCUUGCUGUCAACAAUGGUCCAAACGCUUUACAUGGUGGAAUAAACGGCUUUGAUAAGCGUUUGUGGGCAUCUAGUAUAGAAGGAAACAAACUCGUUCUAAAGUACACUAGUGCAGACGGCGAGGAGAACUAUCCUGGAGAGGUCAAGGUCACCGUAACGUAUCAGCUGACAGACCAGAAUGAACUUAUUCUUGACUACACAGCCACAACGAACAAGAAAACAAUUAUCAACCUUACAAAUCAUUCUUACUUCAAUCUAGCAGGACAUGCAGCUGGUACUUUGGAUGGACAUUUUGUACGUUUAGCAGCCGACAAAUUCACACCAGUAGAUGAUACAAGUAUACCAACUGGUGCGAUUGACGACGUCAAUGGAACCAUGUUUGAUCUAACAUCGGAAACAAACGUGGUUACAAGGUUGCCAAACGUACCGGGAGAUAAAGGCUUUGAUCAUAAUUUCGUUUUGGGCAAGCCUGGGUGGGACAAACAUGCUGCCAGAUUACGUCAUACUCCUAGUGGACGCCAGAUAGACAUGUACACAACAGAGCCAGGUUUCCAGUUUUAUACUGGCUAUUACCUGGGAAUUGACAAUGCCAAAGGUGGCGCUAAUUACCGGAAAUGGAGCGCAUUCUGUCUAGAAGCACAACAUUACCCUGAUAGUCCAAACCAGCCUUCAUUUCCUUCCACAGUCCUGAGUCCCGGAGAAACGUACAGACAGACAACCAAAUAUGUAUUCAGUAUUGCUGAAAGUUAAAAUGUUAUUUGUAUAAUGUUGAAGUUCAAGACUUCGGCUUUUCACAUCUUAGGACAAACGAUAAAACGGGAACACUU